Molecule: messenger RNA, 1056 nt
Organism: Rangifer tarandus platyrhynchus (Svalbard reindeer)
Lineage: Eukaryota; Metazoa; Chordata; Mammalia; Artiodactyla; Cervidae
Source: the annotation of a GenBank genome assembly
AUGGCGUGCGCGGGACUGCUCACCGUGUGCCUGAUCCGGCCGCCCGCGCCCGAGCCCCCGCGACCCCCAGCGCCCGCGCCCGCCGCCGGGCCCGCCGGACACGCGCUCUUCCAGGACGUUUUCCGCCGAGCAGACAAGAAUGAUGAUGGGAAGCUCUCAUUUGAAGAAUUCCAGAAUUACUUUGCCGAUGGGGUUCUCAGCCCCGGGGAGCUGCGAGAGCUGUUCAGUGGUGUUGAUGGGCAUCCCGCUGACAAUUUGGAAACGGAGAAACUGUGUGACUACUUCUCUGAACACCUGGGUGUCUACCGGCCUGUGCUGGCAGCGCUGGAGUCGCUCAACUGUGCUGUGCUCACUGCCAUGGACACCACCAAGCUGGAGUAUGAGCGGGCCUCCAAGGUGGACCAGUUUGUGACACGCUUCCUACUGCGGGAGACGGUGAGCCAGCUCCAGGCCCUGCAGAGCUCACUGGAGGGGGCGUCAGACACUUUGGAGGCCCAGGCCCAUGGCCCGCGGUACGUGCCGAGCCGGCCCCGAGGCAGCCGGCGGGCAGGGCGCAGGGCCCUGCGGAGCGUCAGUCGAUCGUCCACCUGGUCUCCUGGCUCCUCCAACACAGGUAGCUCCGAGGCCGAGAUGCAGUGGCGACUCCAGAUCAACCGCCUUCAGGAGCUCAUCGACCAGCUGGAGUGCAAGGCCCCCCGGCUGGAACCCCUGCACGAAGAGGAGCUGACCAAGGGGCCCAGCUCGCACAUCCUCGUGGCCCAGAGGCAGGUGCAGGUGGCUGAGGAAGCCCUGCAGGACUUCCGCCACGCCCUGUGCUGCUAUGUGGACUUCACGGGGUCCCAGAGCCACUGCCUGCAUGUGUCUGCCCAGAAGAUGCUGGACAAGGCUUCCUUCACCCUGUAUGAGUUCUGGCAGGACGAGGCCUCCUGGAGAAGGCACCAGCAGUCCGCCUGCAGUAAGGCCUUCCAGCGCAUCCUCAUUGACCAUCUGCGGGCUCCAGACACCCUCACCACUGUGUUCUUCCCAGCCUCCUGGUGGAUUAUGAAUAAUAACUGA